AUGUCCGCGACGGACGCCGACGCCGUCCACGCCAUCCUACCCGGCGGCAGCGUCGAGCUCCGCGUCGCCGACCCGGCCGACGGCGGCCGACGGCUCUUCGUGCGCGCCCCAAUCAAGGCUGGGGACGAGAUCCUCUCCUUGAAUCCCUACGCCGCGGUCCUGAACGACGCAUCGCGCACCUCCCGGUGCGACCACACCUUCGCCAAGCCAUCCGACAACGGCGGGUCGUUACUGCGAUGCGCGCGAUCGAAGGUGGCGCGCUACGUCUCGCGAGACGCGCAGGUCGCGGCGUGGAAGCGCGGGUACAAGGAGGAGUGCGCGUCGCUCGUGAAUUGCGCGCCGAGGGUGCCCCCCGCCACCGUGCGGCUCGCCGCGCGCGUCCUCUGGCGCCGCGCCCGCGAGGCCGCCGCCGCCGACGGAUCCAACGACGACGAUGACGACGAGAUUAUCGAGGACGGCGUCGCCGCGGCGGCCGCCCUCGGCCUCGGACGCGGCUACGACGCCGUCGACGCCCUCGGCGACCACUGGGAACGCCUACCCGAUUCCCGCAAGGCGUCGCUCGCGCACGCCGCGAUGCUCGCGACAGCCUUCCACGCGGGAACCCUCGGCCCGGGCUCCACCACCCCAACAGACCCCGACCCCGACCCUAACCCUAACCCUAACGCGGCGGAUCCGCGCCACGUCGCGAGGCUCCUGGCCAAGAUAUCGUGCAACGCGCACACCGUGUGCGACGAGGAGCUCAACGCAAUCGGCGUCGGCGUCUAUCCCGCCGCGGCAAUGGUCAACCACGGCGACGCCCCCACCGCGGCGCAGUCGUUCAAGGGGAAAAAGAUCGUGCUACGGGCGACGCGGGACCUCAAACGAGGCGACGAGGUGACGAUGGCGUACGUCGAGCUGCUCGCCACGCGGCAGGAGCGAAGGGCGGCGCUCCACGCGGGGUACAACUUUGAUCUCGACGGAACCGAGAUGGCGACGUACUGUCCGCACGCGUCGCCCGAUCGCGUCGAGGCGUGCGAGGGAAUGCCCUACAUGCGAAACACGCGCCGCACGCGUUUACCCGGGGGUGCCGUGUUGGUGGACCACGGCGAGGGUUCCGAUUCGCCGCCUUGGAGGACGGGGCACGCGGACGCGUACCUGUGCGCGGUGGAGGCGUCGAGGAAAUCGGGGGGUGGGAUUCUUCACGGGGGCGUCGAGGUGGUCACGCGACCGAUUGGGGACGGGGACGACGGGGACGGGGACGACGGGGACGAAAAGUCGGCACCCAACAGGGACGACGAUGCGGUGGACUACUCCGGGGGUCUCGGCGGCUUGCGCGGGUCCGGCGGCUUCGGUCGGACGUUCGCCGAGGAGGCGGAGCGAGCGUUCAAGACGGUCAAGGCGCGAUCGUCGAUGGCGGAAAUGGAGAUCGCGGGGGGGCGGCUUCGCGAUAAGUCGCGGUUCGAGGUACACGUGUGGGGCACCCUGGGCGGUGCCGACAGGGAGCACACGGCGAUGCGCGUCGCCGAGUGCGCGUCUCUCCUCGCCGUCGCCGAGCGACACCUCGCGGCGGGCGGGACCAAAAACGGCGUCGAGUCGGCACUGAAACCCCUCGCGCGAAUGUCGGACCUGAUGAACGGCGACGACGCAUCGUGCGCGCUCGGUCCCAUACACCUGCUGCGCGUGCGCGUCCUCGACGCCAUGCAGCGCGCGGCGGUGACCGCGGGGGACUUUGAAAGCGCGAGAGACGCGGCGUACGCGGUGCUACCCGCGUACCGACUGUCGUAUCCCCCGUGUCAUCCGCCGCUCGGACUUCACCUCGCGCUCAUCGCCAAGAUCGAGGCGCACUUAGUGGACCUGAACGCGGCGGUGCAGUUCGCGCGGGAGGCUAUCUCGUGCCUGAACGUGUCGCACGGGCGGAACAGCGACGUGGUCCGGAUGAUGGAGACGCUCCUGGGCGAGUCCGAGGCGGAGCUCAGGUACAACGAGUACAAUCGGAGCGGGGGCAACGAAGACGCCGAGACCGGGGAGGGGUACCUGGAGGCGUACGAGUGA
Messenger RNA from Micromonas commoda, 2031 nucleotides. RefSeq lists its product with no specific name. The transcript has a single exon. Bases 1 to 2031 code for a protein of 676 amino acids. The record is from RefSeq and is a predicted model, not a curated record. Gene Ontology annotation, molecular function: protein binding. Gene Ontology annotation, cellular component: nucleus. NCBI's taxonomy places the organism in Eukaryota, Viridiplantae, Chlorophyta, Mamiellophyceae, Mamiellales, Mamiellaceae.